AUGGCGUCCUUAACCCAGGCACAUUCCACCGUCAAGGAUGCGCCCGACACAGCGCCUAUCCGCAGCAUCCUCGACACGGAUCUGUACAAGCUCACCAUGCAGCAGGCCGUACUCCGACACUACCCCAAGGCCCGCGUCGCGUACAAGUUCACCAACCGCUCGGCGUCGUCGAUGAAGUUCACGCGCGCCGCCAUCGAGCGUAUCCGCACACACGUCCACAGCCUCGUCGACCUUACGCUCACGACCGCAGAGCGCGAGUGGCUCGAACGCACAUGUCCCUAUCUCCGCCCCGACUAUCUGGACUACCUGGCUGGGUUCCGGUUCGACCCGUCCACACAGGUUCAGAUCGAGUUUGUGCCCUCGUAUACCGAUGCACAGGGGUGCGAAUGGGGAGAUUUGGGGCUGAGGGUGCAGGGUGUGUGGGCCGAAGUCAUCUUUUACGAGGUGCCGCUCAUGGCGAUUGUGUCCGAGGUGUACUUUAGCACCGUCGAUACCGAGUGGUCGCUCGAGGGCCAGUACGAGCAGGCGCGGUCGAAAGCAGCCAGGCUCGCCUCGAACGGCAUCCGCUACUCGGAGUUCGGUACGCGCAGGAGACGAUCCUACCAGACCCACCGCACAGUCAUCCAAGGCCUGCUUGCGGGCGACCGCGAUGCAGCCUCUUCUGCCGCCACGACCAAGGGCAAGCUGCUGGGAACGAGCAACGUGCACUUUGCGCAGAUGUUCGACUUGGUGCCCGUGGGCACGGUUGCGCACGAAUGGACCAUGGCCGUAGCUGCGCUCGAGGGAUAUGCGCAUUCGAACCUCAAGGCUCUUCAGCUGUGGGAUGCAGUCUAUUCGCCGCCGGACUUUGUGCCCAACAGCCCCACGCACGACCUCACGAUUGCGCUCACCGAUACCUUUUCCACCAGCGUAUUCUGGAACGAUCUGCUGCACAGUGCACACGGCAUCGAGAUCGCCAAGCGAUGGCGAGGUCUGCGUCAAGACUCGGGCGACAGUCGUGCAUUUGCAGACCGCGCACUCGCCGCCUACAAGAGCAUCGGCGUGGAUCCGAGCACAAAGGUCGUCAUCUACUCGGACGGACUCGACGUGGAGCGUUGCAUCGACCUCGCCGCCUACUCGAAGCAGAUCGGAAUCGGCGCAGGAUUCGGGAUCGGCACUUCGUUCACCAACGACUUUAUGCGCAACGCUACCACCAAGAGCAAGCCGCUCAACAUCGUCAUCAAACUCGACAGCGUAGAGCACCGACCCGUGGUGAAAAUCUCGGACGACCUCACCAAGAAUACCGGCGAUCCUGCCGAGGUGCUGGCGGUCAAACGCAGAUUCGGAAUCCCCACCAACCCAACCACCUCGACGAGUGUCAUUACGGACAUUGCGCUUGGAAGCACGGUUGAAAUCCAAGUCGAAGACGCCUAG
Moesziomyces antarcticus is the source of this 1413-nucleotide messenger RNA. RefSeq names its product nicotinate phosphoribosyltransferase. Bases 1 to 1413 code for a protein of 470 amino acids. The record is from RefSeq and is a predicted model, not a curated record. Gene Ontology annotation, molecular function: nicotinate phosphoribosyltransferase activity. The transcript has a single exon. Gene Ontology annotation, biological process: NAD+ biosynthetic process. NCBI's taxonomy places the organism in Eukaryota, Fungi, Basidiomycota, Ustilaginomycetes, Ustilaginales, Ustilaginaceae.